Molecule: messenger RNA, 738 nt
Organism: Ilex paraguariensis (yerba mate)
Lineage: Eukaryota; Viridiplantae; Streptophyta; Magnoliopsida; Aquifoliales; Aquifoliaceae
Source: the annotation of a GenBank genome assembly
AUGAUUACAGAGUCUCUGGCGAAUAACCUAGUACCCGAGCUUUAUCUCAUCAGGUUCAAGGAUCUACCCUUUACAAGACCCUCAGAAGUUGUACAACUGUUUAUUGCAGACAUAAACAACAUAAGAUCUUCAGCAGCCAUUGUGUGGAACACCAUGGACUUCCUUGAGCAUUCAUCACUGUCACAGCUACAACAACAAUACCAAAUUCCAAACUUCUUCAUAGGCCCUAUGCACAAAAUAGCUCCAAUUUCGACCACUAGUGUACUAAAGGAGGACAACAGCUGCCUUGCAUGGCUCGACAAACAAGAUCCUAACGCAGUUAUAUAUGUGAGCCUGGGAAGCUUGGAAAUGGUGAACGAGAAAGAGCUAGCUAAGAUGACUCGGGACUGGACAACACUGAUCAACCAUUCUUGUGGGUUGCGCGGCCCCAGAUUAGUUGAUGGCUCAAAAGUCUCCGAUCAAUGUCUUGAGCUCUUUCAACGUUUUAAAGAAAGAAUCAUAGGAAGAGACCAAAAGGUGAAUGCUAGGCACCUCAUUCAUGUAUGGAGGGUAGGCCUUGAAAUAGAUCCUGUUCUGGAGAGAGAAGGAAUUCAAAGAGCUAUAAGAAGCCUCAUGGUGGAGAAAGAAGGGGAAGAAAUGCGGCAGAGAGCAAUUGAUAUGGGGCAAAAAAUCAACGGUUGUGUGCAGAAAGGGGGUCCUUCCUACAAUUCUUUGAACGACUUGGAAGAGUUCAUCUGA